Messenger RNA from Syngnathoides biaculeatus (alligator pipefish), 3301 nucleotides. Its product is annotated as GRAM domain-containing protein 2B. NCBI's taxonomy places the organism in Eukaryota, Metazoa, Chordata, Actinopteri, Syngnathiformes, Syngnathidae. The record is from RefSeq and is a predicted model, not a curated record. The transcript has 13 exons. The coding region runs from base 16 to 1494 and encodes 492 amino acids.
GAUGAUGGGUCUGACAUGACCGUUUUUAAGCAGCCUCUUCUUGUUGCUCAUUGGUCCGCAUUCUUGGUUCGAUUUGGGCUCAUUAUCUUAAUCAACCGUGGAGGACAGAGUGGGGGGGGGGGAGUUCGAGGCAUCAUCCGAACGGGAACUGUGCGGCUCGGCUCGGCUCGGCUCGGUCUGGCGUGGCGCUCCUUAUCCGCACCAACUGGACCACCACUGGCAGAAAGAAGAAUGCUGGAGAACAAGAGGGAGCGCUUGAAAACCUUCCUGCGGAAGAUCGACGAGAAGGCCAUCGUCAGAAUCAAACACUUCAUGAAAGAGAGCAGCUACCCAGUGGAGAGCAGUGGUGGUGGAGUGCCAGCCAAAUUGAAGAAGAGCAGGAGCACCUCAAGCAAAGACAGUGUCAAAAAAGCUGAGGCCAGGAAGACGUUGAGUCUGGAGGCUGCGCAGCUGGAGAUCCAAGAGCAGCACAAAACCCUCACCAGACAGUUGGCCAUCAGGUCGCAAACUUUCGAUGUUGACUCCAGCAGCUUCCAAAGGACUCAGGGCAGUGGCGCACAAAGUAGCUUCAUAAAGCACAAUGCAACAUUCCACAAGUUGUUUCCAGACAUUCCAGAAAGUGAAGACUUGAUACACGCAUACGUGUGUGCCCUGCAAAAGGAAGUGCCCUACCAUGGUCGACUGUACAUCACAAGCAGCCAUGCCUGUUUCCACUCGUCUGUUCUGCUGAAAGACACUAAGGUAGUGAUCCCUGUCUCCAGCAUUUGCGUUGUCAAAAAGCAGAACACUGCUUUGCUGGUACCCAACGCCUUGUCAGUCCGAACCACGGAAGGAGAAAAGUCCCUGUUUGUCUCGUUACGGAACCGAGAAGCAUGCUAUCAGCUGCUGUGCUCUGUCUGUCCUCAGCUUGAGGACCGCAGCACCAACAGUAGCCCCGUCAUCUCCUCUGCUGAACAUAGCUUUGACAAGAGCAAACUUGUUUCUACACGGCCGCAGAAGUGUGCUGCGGAAUUAACUCACGAUUGUGUCUGUGUACCGUCAUGGCAGAACUCCAGCCAGUCCAGUCUGGAUGGAAGCUUUGAGCAGUUCGUUGGCUCUGAGCCGCAGGCAUUACAGGACAAACCUCUGCACAAUCCAAACAAAGAGACCUCACUGCCUAAUGGAAAAGGCUCUACUUUCAAGAGCCUGCAUGAGCAGCAGAGUGAGACCUCGUCUUCGGGGGAUGAUUUGUCCGUUUCAGGUCUACCCCGAGCCCCCCCAGUUCCAGGUAGCUCAUGGAUUUGGAAUGUGACUGAGAAGGCCAAGUCUCUGCUGGUUCAGAGAGAGGCCAGCACCCUCAACACGCUGCUCGUCAUCUACUUGAUACUGGUGGUAAUGCUGCUGGUGUCUUCCAGCUACAUCGGGUUACGUAUUGUGGCCCUGGAGGAACAACUGAUGUCACUUGGUGCACUGCCCGAGUUCACAUUACACAGCAGGUACCGCCAAGACACAUAACACUCAGCGACGGGAGAGAUAGAACGACUGACUAGUGACUUGGAGGAUAACUUCCAGCGGAAGACAUUUCAUGUCACGUCAAGCGAAAAGUGGCCAACCUGUGCAAUUUCAGAGACAAUUUUUAAACUUGAAGGGCUAAUCUUGCAGUAGUUAAAAAAAAAAACAACAAGAAGAAGAAGAAGAAAAAAGAGAUGCCACCAUUUAGUUGCAAAUAGCCGAGCCAAAACGCAUGUACAUCCUGCCUGGUUGCAGUGUGUCUUGCUGUGAGGACCAAAGCCAAGCCUGGAGGACGUAGGAGCGACUGUUCUGCAUCAUCUUCCUCUACCUUCAGCAUGCUGACUGAACAGGGCUAGACCGAUCAGCAUUAGCCAGCUGUCGCGCUCACCAACACACCCCCAGCACCGCAAACGUCGCGCUGCCGCUAGCCAAAGAUGUGCACAACUCUGCAUGGCGUUCACCCUCGCCCUUCCGUCUUUGCAGCAGUAUGACCGCGUCUGUCUUCUUGGAAACUUGGGUACCUCUCUUUUGAAUGUCUUCUCUUCCUUACCAGCUUUGGGCUGAAAUGAUGAUGAUGAUGAUGAUCUGCCCACAAAGGCUUCUCCUGCUGUUCUACACUCUUUCUUGUCUUUGAAGUGAUUCAACAAGUUUAAUGAUCUAUGCUCAGAGGUUGUUUGGCAUAAUCAAUGCAUACAUAGUUGGUGGAAAAGGUGGGCAUCCUGUUUCAAUGCAUUGUUGGGAGAAGAAGUGGUUUUUUUUGGACAAAGUGGCGUUUCUACAUUUCCAGUCAAGUUUCAGCAAGGUCCACCAAUGAUGUAACUCUAAUGUUCAUUUGUGUGUCUGCAUUAAGGAAACCUGACUGACUUAAUACUGUGCUUGUUGAUAAGGUCCAAAUUUCAGCAACAACAAUAAUAGCUCCAAAAAAAAUUUCAAAAUGUAACAAAUGACUAUUAUGCAGGGCAAAAUGUUUUUUUGUUUUUAUUUCUGUGUGCUGUUGUUCAAAUCACACAAAGAAAAUGUGGGAAAAAGAAAAAGGGGGAAAAAUACUUGAUGUGAGUUAAAGGAAUGAGUGCACUUUACCAAAUGUGUUGUGCCUGUCACAAUCCAAGACACUUUUGGAUUGAGUGGAAAUGACGUUUUGGGUGUUUGUCUGACGGUGCUUAGACCUUUCUUUGUUUCGAAGUGUCUUCACUCAGGGCUGGUGGACACGACCCACCAAGUAGACAUUCCUUUGUCAUUUCAAAGUCUCGUGCUCGUCAUUGGGCUUCACGUCUUGACUUGGGUGCUUCUCUACAGUCCCGUUGAGAGAGAGAGAGAGAGAGAGAGAGAGAGAGAGAGAGAGAUCACCGUUUGACUAUGAGUUUGAUUUGUCUUUAUUGCUUGACUUUUUUUUUUUUUUUAUCCUUAAGAGCCUCUCCCACCUGCUUGAUGAUGCACAUCCACACCACAGCUCACGCUCUGUUGUUGUGGAAGCUCUCCUUUCCCAACAUGGAGCAGACUUGAUUCAAAAGUGCGUCACAAGUUCAAUUUGCUGCAUUACCCACGCGCAGUACUGUCAGUCUCCCAGCAGGGGGUAGCACACGCACAUCUUCUGUCCUCAAGCCAAUACGAUGCAAAUAUCCUAAGGAGGACAGCAUUUGUGUGGAUUUGCACUAUUCACAGUGUACAUUUUGUAACCAUUGUUAAUGUCCUUAAUUAUACUAUUGCCCUAUAAAUAUAUAUAAAUAUUUAUUUGCAUUCUGUGUAAUUCAAAGUAGUCUCUGUGAGAUGACUUUGCUUUUGCUGAAAAUAAAUCAAAUGUUGCAAAGAA